Messenger RNA from Mycetomoellerius zeteki, 493 nucleotides. RefSeq names its product ATP-dependent RNA helicase DDX54-like. The record is from RefSeq and is a predicted model, not a curated record. NCBI's taxonomy places the organism in Eukaryota, Metazoa, Arthropoda, Insecta, Hymenoptera, Formicidae. Bases 1 to 471 code for a protein of 156 amino acids. The transcript has 4 exons.
AUGGCUAGUAGAGAUCCUCAAACGAUAUUUGAAAUUGGCACGAAGACAAAUUCAACCGAUUAUCAAGUGAUGAAAGCAAAACGAAUGUUUCAUAAGGAAAAUAUUCUUAAUUUCCAUAAAAAGAUGGAAGACCAUAAAACCGAUAAAAUCAAUAUGACAUCAGAAUUAUCUCAAAAAGUCAAUCUACCAUCCAGCAACACGAAAGAAAUUAAUACUGCAUUUAGAACGAUAGUUCCAAAGAAAAGAAGUAGUGACGAUUUAUAUAAACUUUCAAAAAAGAAGAAACGUUUAACGAAACAGGAUGAAGAAUAUUAUAUACCUUACUCUGCAUCAGAUAAACAUACGGAGGAUGGUUUAGCAGUUAACACGUUUGCCACUGAAGUUGACAAGGCGCAGAUGGAUUUAACAGCUGAUAAUGAAGAGAGUCAACAUCUUCAAACGCAAUUGACAAAAUGGGAUAGGAAAAGAUGAUCACCAUUGAGAGGAUAUAUAC